CGUUCCGAACAUUCGUGGGCACGAUAUGUAUCGAAUUAUCGUGAUUGUUGUGACGGAAACAAUUACCCUGAAAGAAAGUAGUAGUAAUUAUUUUGUAUUAAAAGGAAUUAAUCCUGAAAAUCUAAGCUUUCAAAGUUGGUGGGAACAAUAGGACAUAGAUUUUUUGAAGUGAAUAUGGAAUACAUUCCUGACCUGGAAAAUGCCGGAGACGUGAAAGCAAAAAUAUUAUGUUGCCAGUGUGGUACUCCUAUAGAACCAAAUCCAUCAAAUAUGUGUGUGGCUUGUUUGAGAACACAGGUUGACAUUACUGAAGGGAUCCCAAAGCAAGCAACAUUACAUUUCUGUAAAGGAUGUGAAAGAUAUCUCCAGCCACCAUCUGAAUGGGUUCCAUGUGCUUUGGAAUCACGAGAGCUUCUGUCCCUUUGUUUGAAGAAACUGAAGGGUCUUAACAGAGUAAAGCUGGUUGAUGCUGGUUUUGUAUGGACAGAACCACAUUCAAAAAGAAUAAAGGUGAAGCUGACAGUCCAUGCAGAAGUGUUAGGUGGAGCAAUUCUUCAGCAAGUGUUUGUUGUUGAAUACACAGUUAAUCAUCAAAUGUGUGAUGAUUGUCACCGCUCAGAAGCACAAGAUUAUUGGCGUGCUCUUGUUCAGGUGAGGCAGAAGGCAGAGAAUAAGAAAACAUUCUAUUAUCUGGAGCAACUGAUUCUGAAGCAUAAGGCUCAUGAACAUACACUUGGAAUCAAACCUAUCCAUGAGGGCCUAGAUUUCUUCUAUCCAACAGAAGCAUAUGCCAGAAAAAUGGUGGAUUUCCUGGUAUCUGUGUUACCCUGUAGAUACCAGCACUCCAGGAAGUUGAUAUCUCAUGAUAUCCACAGUAACAUAUACAACUAUAAAUUCACUUAUAGUGUGGAGAUUGUUCCAGUAUCAAAAGACAGUGUGGUCUGUUUGCCACAGAAACUUACAAAUCAGCUUGGAGGAAUCAGCCCUGUAUGUCUUGUACAUAGAGUGACAAAUUUUAUUCACCUCAUAGACCCAGCCACAACACAAAUUGCAGAAGUGAAUAGCACUGUCUUUUGGCGUUAUCCAUUUGACAGCAUAUGCAACCCAAAGCAGAUGACAGAAUACAUUGUUAUGGAUAUUGACCUAAUUUUGAGUAAGGAUCGAAAAACAUUUCCGGGACAAGGAGCAGUUUCCAACAAGCAUAUACUGGCUGAUGUGUGGGUGGUGAAGGCAUCAGAAUUGGGUUUGACUGAAAACACAGUUCAUACUCGAACUCAUUUAGGACACAUCCUGAAACCUGGAGACUCUGCUCUUGGGUAUGCUUUGGGUGAUAGUAACAUUAAUGAUCCCAACUUUGAAAAACUAGACACUAAUAAGAUACCAGAUGUCAUUCUCGUAAGAAAGCACUAUGGUGACAAAGGUGCUAGAAGGCGAUUCCGCAAUUGGAAACUGAAGCACCUUGCUGAAGAGAGCACAAACCUCAACACAGCUACAAAUGACUACCUUGAAUUUCUGGAUGAUCUGGAGGAAGAUCCAACUUAUCGCCAGAACGUGAACAUCUUCCGUGAUAAAAGCAAGGAUCAAAUAGCUGUGGAUGUUGAUGACUUGGGAGAUGAGACUAUUCCUCGUAUUACUCUGGAUGAAAUGCUGGAUGACUUGAACUUGGAAGAUGUACAGAUGCAGGAGACUUAAAUAGAUUAACAACUGUAAUCAUAUUGUCUGGUACAAGUAUAUGUAAAACAGUACUUCUUCCAUACAUUGUGGAUCCAGGGUCAAUCUGUGUUCUGUCAUUGAAGUUCAUUUGUAUCUGAUGUAAUGGUUCUGCCCUGUUUUGUUUCACUUUAUUUUGAUUUCAAAAUAUCCUUGUAAGAUGCUAAUAUUUAGAAAUAUCUGGAUAUUCAUGAGUAGCCACACAUUCCAGCAUCUUUUUGAACAUACAUUGAAAAAUCGUUAUUUUGACUGAUAUUUUUAUAUUUUGCCAGAAUUCCGCUCUCGUAAUAUAGUUUCAAGUCAUCUACUGAAUGUGAUGUUAACUUCAAUAAUAAAAGCUAAAUCUUGUAAUAUAUAAGAACUUUCCAACAGUGAACAUUUAACAGAGGAGAAGUUAUACUGAACUUUCUUCACUCCCAGAGUUCUUCUGUUACAGUGUAUUUUCCUGAACAGAGAUACAGCACAGAUUGACAAGGGGGAACAAGCAAAUGUUAUUCAGUUUCUUUUAAGAGAAAUAAAUAAAUUUAUUGAAACAUGAAAAGAUUAUCAUCCUUUCAACUUCC
Messenger RNA from Cryptotermes secundus, 2273 nucleotides. It is a transcript of the gene Nmd3, whose product is annotated as 60S ribosomal export protein NMD3. Lineage: Eukaryota; Metazoa; Arthropoda; Insecta; Blattodea; Kalotermitidae. The coding region runs from base 175 to 1692 and encodes 505 amino acids. Gene Ontology annotation, cellular component: nucleus; cytoplasm. The transcript is spliced from 11 exons. Gene Ontology annotation, molecular function: ribosomal large subunit binding. The record is from RefSeq and is a predicted model, not a curated record. Gene Ontology annotation, biological process: ribosomal large subunit export from nucleus.